Messenger RNA from Linum trigynum, 1484 nucleotides. The record is from the annotation of a GenBank genome assembly. NCBI's taxonomy places the organism in Eukaryota, Viridiplantae, Streptophyta, Magnoliopsida, Malpighiales, Linaceae.
GCUCUUGUUGUCUUCGGAUCUUCGUGAACAUAAUACAAUUCAGGAGAUAAGGUUGUCAAUGAAGUGGAGUGUGCUAUUAAGUGAAUCACCAUACAUCUAAACAUACGGGGUCUUCUUGAUUAGCUAUCAGAACACUGGGGGUAGCUGCAAUCCGUCGGUAGCUCCCUCUCGCAUUCUAGUUAGAAUCUCAUGCUUAGGUUGUAGAGAUUAGGAUUUAGUGAAAACUUUAGGUAUAGGAGGAGAGUAGAUCCGUGGGGGAGGAGAUGACCUUGCGAGUAGAAUGGGAAGCUUUGGUGAGACUGCGAUGGGUGCACGAUUAGUGGGCCAAAUCACAGUUCGGGACCGUUUAAAUCGAAAGAUGUUUCACUUUCGUGCUCAACAGACUGGCCAUACUAGUGCAUUCUAAAUGUACCCCAAUAAAAUUGGGGUUAAUUGCAUGGUUGGUCAUUGAGAUUACAAAAAACGUUCAAGUUUUGUCACUCGAAAUAUUUAAAUCCAUUGAUGGUACUUCAGUUGACUGAAACUGUUCACGUUUGGUCACUCUCCGUCCAACUCCGUUAACUUUUGUUCACGUGGCGGUCAACUCUAAAAGUUGACCAUUAAAUGUGUGACGUGACAAUUUAAAAAUAAUAAAAAUAAUUUUUUAAAAAUUGCCAUCUCAUUUCCAACUCAUUUCAAUUUUAUUUAAAAUAAAUAAAAAAAUCUAAUUUCUUGUAAUCUCCAAUACCAACUACCCUGCCGGCAGCGCCGUUGUUGUCGCUUCCAUUGUUGUGGUCAUCUCCGCCAAAGGCGAAUCGUCCUCUGCCACCGGCGACAACGACCCUUCUUCCCUCUCCCCCUUUUCCUUUCACUCUCCUCUUCUCUCUUUUAUCUUCUCCAUUACCUAGAAAAACAGAGACAUCAUUCGAUACACAACAAUGGCGAAUCCCACCUUCGCUUUCCUCCCCUUUACGUAAUGACCUCCGCACAUGAUUACCCCCAUUUCCCUCUCUUAUUCUUUUGCCAUGAAGAGGAUGCUACCACUUCUUAUCCCCAAUCCGCACAACUCUGAUAAUGAUGACCUAAGCUCCAUCCCCUCUUCAUCGCCUCUCGACGACCUUUACUGCGAGGAAGAGAGGUGGGGACACGAAGACGACAACGACGAGGUUUUGGAUUCUAGUGAUACCGAUGGCGUCAACAUCGCCGGGGGUGGCCAUUGUCUUUCUCCGAUUUUGUUGCUAGAGCAGAGCUGGUUCUGGGAAGACGAAGAGCUAUGUUCACUCUUCGCUAAAGAACAGAGCGACGAGGAGCGGAGGAAGCGACCAAUCAAGGAAACUUGCCCUGUCAUACGCUCUGCUCGUCGGCGAGUUGUGGAGGAUUUUCCUUUGGCGGCGAGUACCACAACAAUGGAAGCGGCAGUGACGGCGCUGCCGGCGAGGUAAUUGGUAUUGGGGAUUAGAAGAAAUUGAGAUUUUUAUUAUUUUAAAUAAAAGUGAUAAUGAGGU